Messenger RNA from Sphaeramia orbicularis (orbiculate cardinalfish), 1897 nucleotides. RefSeq names its product calcium/calmodulin-dependent protein kinase kinase 1, alpha b (gene camkk1b). The record is from RefSeq and is a predicted model, not a curated record. Lineage: Eukaryota; Metazoa; Chordata; Actinopteri; Kurtiformes; Apogonidae. Gene Ontology annotation, biological process: protein phosphorylation; CAMKK-AMPK signaling cascade. Bases 234 to 1673 code for a protein of 479 amino acids. Gene Ontology annotation, molecular function: ATP binding; protein serine/threonine kinase activity. The transcript is spliced from 17 exons.
CUCCAGUUAAUCCUUAAGACGAGGCUGCUCAGGUCUUCCCUGCUCCUCAGUGAAAGUCCUGCUCUGAGACACAAAGGAGUUUGUACCCUGAGAGCAUCAGGACAACAUGCAGAUUAACUCUGACCCUCAACACCGGACACCUUCACUGUUGCAGUGAUGUCAAUCCUCUGGUGUUUUCACCAAACUGGUGAUGAUAAGGACACUGAGCCGUGAGUGACCAGGUACAAACCACUAUGAGCGCUGACACUGCCUGCAGGGCGGAGCUGGACUCAGAGCACCACAGUGAGCUGGCCGACCAGGUGGCGGCCAUGAACGUGGCCGCCAACCGGAUGACCCCGCCCAAUGGAUACAGGACACACAGACCCCGUCUCUCUGACAGGAAGCUGUCACUGCAGGAGAGAGGAAGCCGCAUAGCCCGGCAACCAACCAUUGAGACCAAACGGGUGUCCAUCACAGAUGCUGAUGACUGUGUUCAACUCAACCAAUACAAGCUGAAGCAUGAAAUUGGAAAGGGUUCCUAUGGAGUGGUGAGAAUAGCUUAUAAUGAAGACUCUGAGCAGUACUAUGCAAUGAAAGUUGUAUCAAAGAAGAAACUGAUGAGACAAUGUGGAUUUUUGCGCCGGCUACCAAAUCAAGGAGCAAACUCACAGCAAGAUCCGUUCUCUAAAGCCGUGCUGCCUCUGGAGAAAGUGUACAAAGAGAUCGCCAUCCUGAAGAAACUGGACCAUCAUAAUGUUGUCAAAUUAGUGGAGGUGCUUGAUGAUCCUGAUGAAGAUGGACUUCAUAUGGCCUUCGAAUUGGUGACAAAAGGGCCGGUGAUGGAAGUGCCUACAGACAACCCUUUCACAGAGGACCAGGCUCGGUUUUACUUCAGAGAUGUCGUCCUUGGAAUAGAAUAUUUACACUAUCACAAGAUCAUCCACAGAGACAUUAAACCCUCCAACCUGCUUUUGGGAGACGAUGGUCACAUCAAGAUCGCUGACUUUGGUGUGAGCAACGAGUUUGAGGGGACGGACGCCCUCCUGUCGAGCACAGCUGGGACCCCGGCCUUCAUGGCACCUGAGAUGAUGACUGAGCACGAGCAGAGCUUCAGCGGGAAGGCAUUAGACGUGUGGGCGAUGGGAGUCACACUUUACUGUUUUGUCUUUGGAAAGUGCCCUUUUUAUGAUGAAUUCAUUGUGUCCCUGCACAAUAAGAUCAAGAACAAACCUGUGGAGUUCCAAGACAUGCCAUUGAUAAGUGAAGAAUUAAAGGACCUCAUUCAAAGGAUGUUGGACAAAAACCCUGAAACUAGAAUCACCAUCCCUGCAAUUAAGCUCCAUCCGUGGGUGACGGAGAAUGGGUCAAAUCCACUUCCUUUGGAGGAGGAGCACUGCACAGCAUUGGAGGUCACUGAGGAGGAGGUGAAAAACAGCAUCAAACUCAUCCCCAGCCUUUCCACUGUGAUUCUGGUAAAGUCCAUGCUGAGGAAGCGGUCUUUCAGUAAUCCCUUUGAGUGUCAGACCAGACGGGCAGAGAGGUCCAUGUCUGCCCCUGGAGGUCUUCUUACAGGUUCUUGGGGCUUAUUGGGGUCUUCACCUCUGCUUCAUCCUUCCUUGAGGAAAAUCAGCAACGAUGGGAGCAGAGAAGGAGAGUUAGAGGACUUGUAUGAAGAUGAUACAUUUACAGAAUGAGCAGAUUAAUCUGUCCAAGAAAAUAUUUUACAAAGACAAAGGGCAAGCAACAUUUGUUUUCUACUUUCUUUAUACCUCUGUCUGUCUUUUUUUUUUUUUUAUUUAGCUUUUGCUUUUGCUUUUGCUUUUGCUUCCAGCUUGCUUAUAUGUGCUCUUGUGUAUUUAAUAUUGAUGAAUAAUAGAAAUGAAUUAUUGUAUUUUAUUAAUCAAAUGAUAACAAUUCA